AUGUCCACUGAGGCGCUUAAAGCGUUUGUUUUUAACGAAUCAGUACCGAUCAUGGACUCGUCGCCUCUUCCGGGAGGGGUUCCUGGAAGUGGAAUGAUCGUUCCUCCUGCGCUUGGAGGAGCCGCUGCUUCGCUGUUCAUGACUGGCGGUCGGAAUCGGGUCCCAGGAGCGGCUAUGAUGAGAUCCGUGGUGGCUCCUGAUACAGGCGUGAAGAAGCGGGAGGAGGUGUUUGUUGAUGUGAUCGAACGGCUGAGCGUGACUUUUAGCCCCAACGGAUACAUCCUGACCUGUGAGAUUGACGGAACCAUACAGAUGAAGAGUUACCUGACCGCCAAUCCUGAAGUUAGGAUAGCUCUUAACGAGGACCUCGUUAUAGGCCAGAGGAACGCUCCAGCGUCACUGCUGUAUGGAGGGGGAGGCGGGAUGGGGGAGGAUGGGAGCGGAGGAUUUGGAAUCGUCGUUCUAGAUGACUGCAACUUUCACGAGAGCGUUCGGCUGGAUACGUUUGACGUGGACCGGACAAUGACUCUCGUGCCACCAGAUGGGGAGUUCUCUGUCAUAAAUUACCGCAUGACACACGAGUUCAAGCCUCCGUUUCGGGUCUAUCCGGUUUUGGAGGAGAUUACCCCUUUCAAGGUAGAGCUGUUCAUAAAGUUAAAGGCAGAGUUCCCUGCCACGGCGACUGCCAACUCCAUUGUUGUCCGUGUGCCGCUACCCAAGAGUGUGAUUAAAGUGAGCUGUUAUUUGGACCCUGGAGCCGUGGGACAGUCAACCGAUUUCAAGGAUGCGUCCAAGAUUCUGGAGUGGACUAUAAAGAAGAUGCCUGGUGGUUAUGGCGAUGUUCAUCCUGUCAAUCCUCGAGAGAUGAUUUUCACCAUUGCCUUCGUGGUCUGGGACAUGUUGUUCACGGCAUACCUUAUUGCCAACUUCACAGCUCUGGUUGUCAGAUACCAGUCAAGAUCAGAAAUCUUGCGUGAACGACUAUCAAAUGUUACGAGAUAUGCCAACAGAAAGCAGAUUCCUGCUGGAAUGAAGGAGCAGUUGCUAUCUCACGUUGUGCUGAAGCAAGAGGCGUUGGAGGAGGACAACAAGCUGGUCAACGAGUUUCCCAUCUCCAUCCGUGAUGGGGUUGCAAUGUCCCUGCAUGGGAAGGUGCUCGCAGAUUCAUAUCUGUUUCAGGGCUGCUCAAAGGCGUUCAUUCAGUUCCUGGUUUCACGACUGCGAGUGGAGUAUUUUCUUCCUGGGGAGGUGGUGGUGAGUCGGCAUGACAACAACCAUCAGCUCUAUCUGCUCGUGCAAGGAGAAGUGGAAGAAGUCCAUUUCAGCAGGAAUGGAGCUCGAGUGGCCACAGUGUGGAGUCCAGGGGAGAUGUUUGGGGAGGCGGGGUUGCUCGCCAGCAAGUUCUCUCCCUUCACUGCACACGUCAAGUCGUUCUGCAAGUUGCUGAGGAUCGACGGGCAGGUCUUUUCUGAGGCCAUUGCGUUUCAUCAGGAGGAUGGAGAGAGGAUUAUCAGCAAUUAUUUGCAGAAAUUCGGGCAAUCAGAAUCUGAGCCGCUAGACUUUGGUCAGCCCAGGGCUCAUCGACUUACAGACACAGCAGAGGAAGUACGACGGGCAGUGACACAGCGGCAGGCACAGCAGACGCUGAGCGCCAUACAGCAUGCAGCACGGGGGGACCUGGAUCACCUCAAGAUGUUGCGAAAGCUUGGAGCAGACUUUUCUAAAGGGGACUUUGACGGCCGGACUGCACUGCACCUGGCCGCUUCCAGGGGUUUCCCGGACAUCUGCAGUUUCAUUCUGAGAGUGGGAGGUGCUGCCAACAGGAAAGACCGGUUUGGUGUGACGCCUCUACUGGAAGCCCUGCGAGCAGGCCACAUGCAGACAGCCGAGGUGCUUCGAGAGCACGGCGCCCAGAUUCUCCUGGACGACCCGGCAAGCGAGCUGUGCCAUGCAGUGAAGCGCGGUAUGGUGGAGUACCUGGAGCGCCUCCUCUCCUUCGGCCUGGACCCCAACGAGGCGGAUCACGACCUUCGCACGCCCCUGCACGUGGCAGCAGCAGAGGGCUCCGUUGUGCUCGUGCGGCUGCUGCUGGAGCACGGGGCGGAUGCGUGGGCACGGGACCGGCUGGGCCACCUUCCGGUGGAUGAGGCGUGCCGGAAUGGAGCGAGGCCGGUGAUUGCGCUGCUCAAGGAUGGCAUGCGCGUGAAGCUGCCACCGCUGGCGAGUCGGCCACCAGCUGGACGGGCCUCUCUCACUCGAGGAGUCUCGCAGCGCCGUCGCCACACCCACCACCAGCCCUCAUCUUCCAACACAGGCGCCCCCGCCGCUACUGCCACCACUGGCUCUACCACCACUGGCACGACUAAGACUACCACCAGCAACACUGCCACCAGCAACACAGCCAGCACUCCCCGCCACUCCCAGCCCAGCAGGCGGCGCUCCCACAGCGUCGACACCACCUGGUCCGACCAGAUCGAAUCCGUCCCUGAAGGCAGCAGCUCGGGAGCCGCAUCCCCCUCCACCUGCCUGCCUUCCGACCCCCUCCUCCAGCAGCGUGUCAUGCACCUGCGGCGCCGGCCCACCAGCUCCGUGCACAUCCCCAGUGACCUCCUGGCCGACCUCCUCCCUGGCCCAGUCAUUGACGAGUACAGCUCAGAGCACCAGACGGCUUCGCACCAGCCGCUCUUCACCCCUCCUGCGUCGCCCCUCAUGCAUUCGCUUCCUCCGAAGCUCCAUGCUGCUGCUUCCUUGAGCCCGGCGACCUCGUAUGAUGGCUCUGAGUUGCAGCCUCGCGCGUCCUCAGCUACCUUCUUACUCUCUGAGCCGUAUCCCCCUUCCAUUCCAGAUCCACACGCCACACAUGCCGAACACACCGCGCACACUGCACCAUACCGCUCUGCCUCCGCUGCUCUCCCCCCUGUUCCACCUGCCCCUGGCAUAGUCCCUGCUCCCCACGCACAACGGCGGCCCACCCCCCUCACCAUCAACCCUCUAGACAGAAGCUUCAGCCGCUCCUCCACAGCCCCGGAUUCAUCUCUAGACGAAGUCCGCACCCAACUGAUACCGGCCUCACCAGAACCCUCCACUCACUAUGCGACCAGCCAGCCCCUGUCAGGACCUUUGGGGAGAGUGGGAGAGCCUAUCACUCCCUACCCUCACCGCAACUACGUUCCUGCAGGGUCGUUCUCAGGGUCGUUCAGGGCGUUGCCUCCGCCCCCCACCCCAUCUGUGGCUGUGGCCAAUCGCCGUGUGACAGUCUUCCCAUGCCGACCAUGGGACACUGGCCAAUCUGGCAAAUCACCUGAGGAUUCUUCUGGGGAAGUUGAACCUAGUGAGGGAGCUCAUGGUAGGCAACCACGUGAAUGUUCGAUUGAUCAGGCAGUGCAUUCAGCAGGGGAAUCUGCAUCGCCUGAACCUGGGAGGGAAGGAGGUGCUGGGAGCAGGGCUGGGGAAGAUAAACCAUCCAUGGGACGACCAUAUGGGAAGGUGGUGUUGGUACCUCUCUUUAUGGUCACCCUGAUAGAGCAGCUGAGCACGCUGUUUGGAUUCUCUGUGAGAAUCCUGGUGAAUAAAGAUGGUGGGGAGAUCACUGACACAGAUACGAUUCGGGAUGGCGAUGUCAUCUUCGCUCCACCAUCCGAACCUGCUCUAUCUGAUCCCCUUGCGUGCCAAUCCUGCAGAUGUCGAAAAGUACCAGCACCAGGUGAUUCCAAUCGAUAG
This is a messenger RNA of Closterium sp. Naga37s-1, 3720 nucleotides long. The record is from the annotation of a GenBank genome assembly. Lineage: Eukaryota; Viridiplantae; Streptophyta; Zygnematophyceae; Desmidiales; Closteriaceae.